CCAUCCCCUACAAAGAACCUCGUUUUGUUUCUCCAUUCUCCCUCCCUUUCUUCAGUCAUGGUGCCUGAGUUAGGGAAACCUCGAGUCACGGAGAUACUGGUCAGAAUGGACUGCAAUGGGUGUGUUCAGAAGAUCAAGAAGGCUCUACAUGGCAUCAAUGGUAUAUAUGAUCUCUACAUUGACUUCCCUCAACAAAAAUUAACAAUAAUUGGGUGGGCAGAUCCUGAGAAAAUAGUCAAAGCCAUAAAGAAGACAAGAAAAACCGCCACCAUCUGUUCCCACACAGAGCCAACAGAGCCACCACCCCAGCCAACAGAGCCAUCACCUGAAGGAGGGGCACCAGCCCCUGAAUCUGCAAACCCUCCUCCAGCAGAAGCUCCACCCGCUGAAGCAGCACAACCAGCAGAGCCUCCAAAGGAUCCACCACCACCAGAAAAUCCACCACCAGAGCAAAAACCAUCACCAGCAGCGCCUGAUGCUACACCAAGCCAGCCAGCACAACCCUCCGGGCCAAAAGAGGUCGAAAAGGUUCAUGUAAUAUACCAGCACCCACCAGACUUUGGCUACAGAUAUGGUUAUGGUAACAGCUAUGGUCAAGGACAUAACAGGCAGUGGAAUACUUACACCAAUGGUCCAGGAUUCCGACAGGAGCCAGCCCCUCCUGUUUAUGUGACUCACAGCUACAGCACAUUCAAGCCAUCACCUCAUGUCACUGAAUACUCACAUGUCCAGUCGCCACCACGAUACACACAUUACAGCAGACAGGAGCAUUACAGUGAGGACUAUCACCAUGGCAACAAUGGCAACGGCAAUAUCAGUUCAAUGUUCAGUGAUGAAAAUCCAAAUGCAUGUAGAAUAGUCUAGAAGGAACAGAGAGGAGGUCAGUAUGAAAAGCAGGCACUUUCUUUUACCUCAAGAAGAGUCUUACGUGAAAGUUAUUGUAGGAUAAUAAGUAAAGAAUUAGCAUUCCGUGGCAGUAAUAUUUUCAAAUAAGCAUGCGCAAAUGUUGAAAGAAGAAUUAGAUUCUUGGCUUGUAAGUGCAGGAAGAAUAUAUCCUACAUUCCACUUCUGAGAGG
Molecule: messenger RNA, 1076 nt
Organism: Ilex paraguariensis (yerba mate)
Lineage: Eukaryota; Viridiplantae; Streptophyta; Magnoliopsida; Aquifoliales; Aquifoliaceae
Source: the annotation of a GenBank genome assembly